Ambispora leptoticha is the source of this 1317-nucleotide messenger RNA. NCBI's taxonomy places the organism in Eukaryota, Fungi, Glomeromycota, Glomeromycetes, Archaeosporales, Ambisporaceae. The record is from the annotation of a GenBank genome assembly.
AUGGUCGACUCUAAUGACAACAACAUUAUUAAUAAUGACAAUCUUCGCAAUAAUUCAGGCAGCAAUGGCAGAACGCACAACAAAAAUUCCCGUCUAGAAAAGCCAAAACACAAAUGGGAAAAAUAUUGGCACGAACGUACACUGGUUCGCAUCGAAAGUGAAAUCAUCAAAAAAGGGAUUCCGAUUCCGCAUACAUUUUUAACACUCGAAGAACUGCUAGCACCAUGCAAGCAGUCCCGCGCACGAAAAACAAUUCAGCGACCACAAAACGAUUACGUGAUUUAUCGGAAAGAGGUGUCUGCUGAACUUUCAAACAAUUAUCCGAAUACUCAUUUUCAGGAUGUGUCAAGAAUUGCAUCACAACGAUGGAACAACGAGGCACAAGAGAAAAGAAAUUUUUUCACGAUUCUGGCGUUUGUGGGAAAUCUUAUUCAUGCAGACGUGUUUCCGGAUUAUCAGUACAAGCCAAACUCGAAAAAACGAAAUUUGAAAAAUAAAUCGAGCGAAGAAAAAGAAGAGAAACCUUGGGAAAAAGCUGCUUCACAACCACAAAAACAGGAGAAAAAUGAAGAGCACGGAAUUCUCUCUUCGAAAUCGUCGCCGUCUUCUUCAUCAUCAUCUUCGUCAACUCGUGCAUCAGCUUUUCGCUUAGUAAAGCAAGAAUCAUCAACGACAACAACAUCAUCGUUCCUAAGGAAACCACCACCUUCUUUUACACCUUACCCUGUCGUACGAAAAAUACCAGUAAAAGUCAUUUCUACGUGUGCUUCAUCUUCAAACGAUAUUAAAUCACUCAAUGAAAAUUCGUCAAUUACUGCCACUAGUAGUACAUCAAGUUGCGGAUGUAAUGACGCAUACGUGCCUGAAUGCGCACAUGGAAUUUUCGCUUUCGAACGAGCACUUGGAUCAUAUGAGACAAUGAGCGAACGAACUUUUGGGCGUUUACUUUUCGCAGGACGAAAUAUCACGUUGAAACUCGCACGUGAUUAUGACGAUGACAGCAAUGUUUUUUAUGAAGAGAAGGGUAUUUCUCCAUUACGAAUUGCAUCAAUGCUGGACGGCAGUUCACAGCAGAAGCAUGACCUGCAAAAAUUUGAAAGAGUCGGACACGGUUCAAGGUUAUAUACGCAUCCACGACAACCGGGAACGAUCGGAACAGAAACGAGGGUAAAUGAGCGCGACAAGAUAAUCUACUAUAAGCAAACGAAAUUGAAGUCAUUGAUGGCUAUGACUGGACUGGUGACAUUAUCAUCCGGCUUACAACAAGUUCAAAAAUUCCAAAUUCUACGUAUGAAAGCCAUAGAAUUUGAUAAAUGA